UAUAGUGCGAUUGAUUUUGCUCGUGCUAUAGCUGGCCGUUUAAGUUAUGGUGUUCUGGAAAUUGAAUCGCCAUUUGAUCGUUUCUUGGGUGGAGAGGAGAUUUUGCGAAAGUUCAUGCAUGGUGAGUUGGUGACCGAUCGCCAAUUUUCAUUUUCAAGAGGAAAAUGUUUCUUCGAUUUGCCGAUGGUCGGAUUUCUCAGACAUUCAAAUUGA
Messenger RNA from Gongylonema pulchrum, 213 nucleotides. The record is from the annotation of a GenBank genome assembly. Lineage: Eukaryota; Metazoa; Nematoda; Chromadorea; Rhabditida; Gongylonematidae.